Molecule: messenger RNA, 2502 nt
Organism: Aspergillus pseudotamarii
Lineage: Eukaryota; Fungi; Ascomycota; Eurotiomycetes; Eurotiales; Aspergillaceae
Product: major facilitator superfamily domain-containing protein
Exons: 7
Coding region: 1-1755 (584 amino acids)
Biological process (GO): transmembrane transport
Cellular component (GO): fungal-type vacuole; plasma membrane
Molecular function (GO): tripeptide transmembrane transporter activity; dipeptide transmembrane transporter activity
Source: RefSeq, a predicted model, not a curated record
AUGGCGGGUCCCAUACCCGAUGUGAACGGCUCUGCGGAAAUCACCGCAGAGCCAAACUCCCAAUCACGGUUGGUGAUGGCUCCUCCUGGACGUGAUGCGGGGGAUGAUACUGAUUCUGGUGCCUUGCUUUCUUCGUCGAAUAUAGGGAAGAAUCCAGAAGUGUUUCCUGAGAAAAAUGUCCCCACCGUUGUGGAUGCCACCGGCUCCCUCCCUGACUCGGAUGAAGACGGUCGCGUGGCUACCGAAGACGAAGUACGCGAUCUUCUCCAUGUCGUCGACCGGAUUCCCGCCCGACUCUGGGUAGCAUGCAUCGCGGGCAUCUUGGAACGCUUUGUAUGGUAUGGGGCAACGGCCCCUCUGCAGAAUUACCUGCAAAAUGCCACGGGCGGCGAGGUACCUGGUGCCCUGGGACUGCACCAGGCAACUGCAUCCAAUAUUGUGAACGUGCUGAUUAUUGGAUCUUAUAUUAUGCCGGUCCCAGCUGCUGUGAUCGCUGAUAGUUUCUUGGGCCGAUACAAGACCAUGCUAUACUCUGCCAUCAUUGAGGCCAUGGGCGCAACAAUUCUGUUUGCAACAUCAUUGCCCGUUACCAUUCACGAGGGAGCCGCUCUUGGAGGGGUGAUCGCUUCCUGUGUGUUACUGGCUGUUGGAUCAGGCGCGUUCAAAACCACUGUAGUCCCGUUCAUCGCCGACCAAUAUGAUGAAACCGAAUUUCGAAUCCAGACCGGGAAGAAAGGAGAGAGGGUUGUGACCAGCCGAGAGCUAACAAUAACAUAUAUUUACAAUGUGUUUUACUGGGCUAUCAACGUGGUGGGCUUCGUGGCCGAUGCUACACCACUAUUGGAAAGAUAUGUUGGCUUCUGGCUCGCCUACUUGAUUCCAUGCUGUGUCAUGUGGCUGGCCCUUAUUCCAGUCCUCCUUGUACGAGCAUCGCCAACCAGCAGUAUCAUGCCACAGGCUGUGGCUGCCAUGCGCUGUGCAAUUUCCGGGGGUUUCAGAAUGGAUGCUGCCAAGGCAGAGGCCCAACUUCGACACGGUCGCGUGGUGCCCUGGACGGACUCAUUUAUUGAGGAUAUCAAACGAAGUCUCCUGACUUGUCGAGUAUUGCUGCUCUUUCCCAUUCACUGGCUCUGCUAUAACCAGACCUUCAACAAUCUGAUCUCUCAAGCUGGGCAGAUGGUAACCUAUGGCAUUCCCAAUGACAUGAUGAAAAUUGCCGGCGCACUGUCCGGAAUCAUUGUGGCACCAAUUAUUCAAAAGGGACUGUACCCUUACCUAACAAAGCGAAAAGUGGAAUUCAGACCAAUUGCACGAAUGACAGUCGGGUUCGCUAUCCUGACGCUUUCCAUGGUUUAUACUGCCGUGAUUCAAAAACUCAUCUACAAGGCAGGGCCAUGCUACGAAGCACCGCUCGCGUGCUCGGAUUCACAUGGCAGCACGGUGCCCAACCAGAUCUCCGUAUUUCUUCAGAUACCUAUCUAUUUUGGAGGCGCGUUGGCGGAAGUGUUCUGUCUUACCACGGGAACCGAGUACGCCUAUAACCAUGCCCCUAAGAGCAUGAAGACCUUGAUGCAAGCGAUGUGGCUUGCGAUGGCAGGGCUCGGGACGUGUCUCGCCCUGGUAUUCACCCCGCUGACCAAGGACCCACAUUUGGUUGUCAUGUAUGCUAUUCUUGCGGGGCUCCUGGGUGGCGCGACUGUCCUGUUGUGGGUGCUCUUCAGGCAUUUAGACAAGGCCAAGCAUGACGCCGAGUGAGGGACUGCCAGCAAACCUUGGAUAGGAUAGGGGACUACCUGCCUGGUGAAUUCGAACGUGAAGUAUCGAUUUACCAGGUGUCUUUCAUGCUUGAAGUGAGGAAGACAGCUGGAAUUGUUGGGGAGUCUAUGUUGACGAUGAGAGUUACCAUGGCGGCUGUGGAGAAGCCUAUCAGCAUUGUUGUAUUGAUAGAGACGAUCGAUGUGUUGUCAUCGUCUGUCUUGAUGGCUAUCCGGUCUGGUCUGUGAUCUGGAGCAGACACAUCAAAUUUAACAUCAAAAGUCGCCACCUGUAUGGCCCGGCUUUGAAAUUUGAAAUUGUUGCACAGGAAGAAAGAAUGGACCAGGGGACUGUAUGUUAACCCUCUACAUUGCGGGUUUCUGAACACAUGUAGACAGGAUCCCAGCCGCAUCCAUAAGGCGGAUAUGGGAACCACCGUCCAUGCUCACGGUGCAAUCUAUGACCGCAUCUUGUUCCUUGAUGGCCUCGGAUACAGACUCCAUCGAGUCGUAGUUGACGACCUUCGUCUCCACUCCUUCUGGGAAUGGAUUCCCUUCCUUUUGAGUCAGCACUGUGACUUUGAAUCUUCCCACAUCAAGCAGCACACGUAGAACUCUGCUCCCGACAUUGCCAGUAGCCUUUAAUCUGGUCAGCAAUCGUCCCAUCAUCAAGAUGGGUUCCAGUAGAACUCACACCUGCAACUGCGACGUUCUUGAUAUGAUGCAUGUUCAAUAUUGUUCAAGUUUG